Cottoperca gobio is the source of this 5628-nucleotide messenger RNA. It is a transcript of the gene sema4ba, whose product is annotated as sema domain, immunoglobulin domain (Ig), transmembrane domain (TM) and short cytoplasmic domain, (semaphorin) 4Ba. Gene Ontology annotation, molecular function: semaphorin receptor binding; chemorepellent activity. Gene Ontology annotation, biological process: semaphorin-plexin signaling pathway; negative chemotaxis; positive regulation of cell migration. The record is from RefSeq and is a predicted model, not a curated record. Gene Ontology annotation, cellular component: plasma membrane. NCBI's taxonomy places the organism in Eukaryota, Metazoa, Chordata, Actinopteri, Perciformes, Bovichtidae.
GUGGACCUGCGGACUCAGCUGUCAUCUACAAGAGCUUUAUACUCUGUUGUUUCUGUGGAUUUUCUUCUGAUACUUCCUGGAGGAGGAAUCAAUCUGUCUUUGUCACCUAAAGGAAACUUUUUUUAUUUAUUGUUUUAGAUCUGAAGGAAGUUUUUGUUUCUCGGCUGAGUGGGACAGAACAUCUCAGCUGAGACCCGGCGGUGCCGCGUACGCAUGGAGGCUGAUCGGUGGAGACUUUCUGUCUUGUUCUGAGGUCACAGAUCGUCAUUCCAAACCAGCGUCAUUUCUGCAGGCCCGAAAGAGUUCCCCGACUUCACCAAAGUGCAUAGGCCUUCCAUUCAAGGAGCCUGGAGCUGCAGGAAGAGAGAAGAGCGAGAGGGAGAGAAAAUAAACACAACUUUAAAAAAGACGCUCUUCAUGAAUUCCCCAAAAACCUGAAAGGCAAAUACUGCACGUUGGCUGGCGGUCCUGAGGAGGCAUGUGGACAAUGAGUAUGGCUUGGCUCUGUCUCCCUGCCUACACUGUCCUCCUUGUUGGUUGCUUUCAUACAGCUGUCACGGAAAGCGAUGUCACUCCACGCCUUGCCUUCUCCUACAAUGCGAAGGAGAGGACAACCAAAAGUUUCUCAGUCGGUGGAGUCCUCAACUACACCUCUCUCCUCCUCAGUAAAGAAGACAACACGCUGUACGUUGGCGCUCGGGAGAUUCUCUUUGCUCUCAACCUCACGGAUAUCAGCGCAGUCAAGCUACAAAGAAAUCUCACGUGGAAAACUCCAGAGAGGAAGAGAGACGAGUGCAGCUUCAAAGGCAAAGACCUGCAGACUGAUUGUUUCAACUACAUCAAGAUUUUACUACAAAUGAACAGCACUCAUCUGUACGUGUGUGGAACAUACGCCUUCAGCCCCACCUGUGCUUACAUAAACUCUGAAGACUUCUCCCUUGUCAAGAGUGACACCGGUGAGAUUGUUACAGAAGAUGGAAGAAGCCGCUGUCCAUUUAACCCUGACUACAAGUCCACUGCCAUCAUGGCUGAUGGAGAGCUGUAUGCCGGUACAGUCAGUAAUUUCCAAGGAAAUGAACCCGAUAUUUACAAGAGUCUAAGCCAAGGAACUGCUCUAAAAACAGAAAACUCACUCAACUGGCUUCAAGACCCGGCCUUUGUUGGCUCUGCUUACAUACAGGAGAGCCUGCCCAAGGGCAACCUCGUGGGCGAUGACGAUAAGAUUUACUUCUUCUUCAGUGAAGCAGGAAAGGAGUUUGAUUUCUUUGACAACACCAUUGUGUCACGCAUUGCUCGCGUGUGUAAGGGGGACAUGGGAGGCGAGAGGGUUCUGCAGAAGAAAUGGACGACCUUCCUGAAGGCUCAACUGUUAUGCUCUCUGCCUGAUGACGGCUUCCCCUUCAACAUAAUCCAAGACAUGUUUGUGCUGACACCCAGCCCCGACGACUGGAAGAACACUGUGUUUUAUGGAGUCUUCACGUCUCAGUGGUAUAAAGGUGCUUCAGGAAGCUCUGCAGUGUGUUCUUUCACUAUGGACCAAGUGGAAAAGGCGUUCAAUGGGCGAUACCGUGAGGUCAACCGAGAGACUCAACAGUGGUACACAUACAAUCAUCCGGUGCCAGAGCCUCGUCCUGGAGUGUGUAUCACAAAUGCUGCCAGGGAACAGGGCAUCUCCUCCUCGCUGCACAUGCCGGACAAGGUGCUGAAUUUUGUCAAAGACCACUUCCUGAUGGACAGCGUGAUCCGCAGCCAGCCUCUCCUGCUAAAACGUAACGUUCGCUACACGCAGAUCGCAGUCCAUCGAGUCCAGGCGGCAAAAAAGGUGUAUAAUGUGCUCUUCAUUGGCACAGAUGAUGGGAGACUUCACAAAGCCAUUAAUGUCAACAACAAGAUGCACAUCAUCGAGGAGAUGGUGCUCUUCCGUGAUUCCCAACCAGUGCAGCACAUUGAGCUGGACACUGAAAAGGGUCAGCUUUAUGUUUCCUCUUUCUCUGAACUGGUGGAGGUCCCAGUUGCUAACUGCACUAAUUAUCAGAGUUGCGGGGAGUGCAUCCUCUCCAGGGAUCCUUACUGUGCCUGGAGCGGAAGGCAGUGUGUGGAUGUCAGACAGACUCCACCAAGCAACGCCUGGCAGCAGGAUGUAGAUGAAGCAGAUACAUCAGCUAUUUGCAACAAGACAAUGCCAAGCCCGCGGUUUGCUAAACCUCCACCUACACGAAUGUCUUCAUGCCAGGUGAUCAUUAUCCCAGCCAACACGUUCAAAGUACUACCCUGCAAGCUGCGCUCCAAUUUGGCUGAAAGGAAGUGGGAGUUCAGUGAGAGCACAGGUCACUUCCAUUACCCCAGUCCAGAGGGGGGCUUGGUAGUGGUAGCUCAAGCUAACAGGCAGGAAGGUUACGAGUGCUGGUCAGUGGAGGAGGGCUUUAGACAGCUGCUGGCAAACUAUUGUGUGAGAGGCGAGGCCAAGCACGAGAGCACCACCCUGACAGGCCGUUCACGUACGCCGCAGGUCUCCCAGGAGGAGUUUAUCAUCCUGCCAGGAGAGGCCCGCUCACCGCAGAUCAACACUAAGACCUACUGGAACGAGCUGAUAGUGGUGUGUGCCCUCCUGGCGUUCUCCCUGGUGGUAUUCUCUCUAUUUGUCGUCUACAGAAACCGCGACCACAUGAAGUCCAUGCUCAAGGAGGGAGAGUGCCCCAACAUGCAGCAGAAGAAGCCCAGAAUAGUGGGGAAACCGGCUGAGAACUUGCCGCUGAACGGCAACACAGUCCCAACGUCGGCGUCAGACCACAAGGGCUACCAGACCCUUAACGACAACUACAUCUGCAGCACUCCACCGCACGAGUGCUCGUCGCCCGACAAUAGCAAGAGCUUCUCCGAAUCAGAGAAGAGGCCUCUGAACUUGAGAGAGAGCCACGUAGAGAUUUCUCCCACAUGCCCACGACCACGCGUCAGACUGGGCUCUGAGAUUAAAGACUCUAUAGUGUGAGGCCGGCUUCAUGUUGUAUGGAGUGACUCAUUUUAAACUGAAAGAAAAAGAGUGCACUUUCUGAGAGACAAACCCUUAUAAAGAGGGAACACAGAGGAUCAUCGGACUCUUCAUGGAGAGAUAUUUCAUCACACGGAUUUUGCACUUUGUCUUUUUGUUUUUUUUUAUGUCCCUAUGGUCGAUUUCAUUUUAUUUUCCUGUCACUCCCCCUUACUGAAGUGCAUUUGAAGCACACUGAAGAAGUUCCAGUUUUGCCUUCAGACUUUUGACGCUUUCACGUAUGGCUCACAGGAAUGUAACAAGCGUAGAGGUGGCGUCACAACUAUGAUUCAGUGAAUUUCAUAGCAUUGCUACUCAGUCCGUCCAUAUAAUCUACUGGUAAUGCUUUGAAAGGCAGAGUGAUAUUCAAACAUGUUCCCACCAACGAACGGCUAACAGUGUUUGCUGCUUUAUUUUCAUUCUAUCAUCUGGUAUGAGCCUACCUUUCGCUGAGGCUAUGCACUGUGUACUGUACUGUAGCAAAGGUAAACACUCACACCAAAAUAUACACUAACAAUCCAGUAGCAGGCGAGAAAAAAAAGAAAAUUCCUAUCAUAGAUUUUUUAGAUAGCCAAUGUGCAUUCACAGAAAUAUACUCAUUGUUUUUUAGGCUUGAAUAUAACACAGCAACACAUAAAUAAUUUUAAAAAGAAGAGUUGUACUAAGAGACUGAAGAGGUUAAUUUAAAAAAUGGACCAUUAUUUAUAAAGUGAAAGAAAACCGGGACACGGAAUCACCUCAGUAGAAAUGUUGUAGAAACUCUUACCACCUCAAUCACUACACACCAAAAACAUGAAUAUAUUAUAAAGUCAUAAAUAAAGACACAUUAUGCUUUUAUUGUAAAGUAUUGGUAUUAUCAGUGGAUACAAAUAUUCCUCUGUGGAAGCCUGACUUUCAACAGGGUGUUCUUUCACCAAAUGUGGAAAAGGGAAAAAUCUCAUUCCAGGUAUUAAAAUGCUGUUCUUCGUGAGAUAGGCAGUCUAUGCAAAGCAAACAAUGUGAAGUGGGGUAAACACUAAGAAAACCUCACCUCGAGACUGAGUAAGCACAAAUGUGCUGCCGCUAUUAAUUACUUUAGGAUCAGCGGCACUGCAAACACACACCCACACACCUACACACACGCUCUCAUUACACUAACUCUAAGUAUGCAAGAUAUUUUAGCCAUUUUGGUGUAUUUUAGUGCAGAAGAUAGGCCAAAUGUUUCUUUUACAGAGAGACAUUAAUCAUAGUCAUUCUUUAAUAUUACAAAUAUCUAUCACUAUUCUCAAAGGGAAAUAAUAAUACAUAUUUAAAUACUACACUUAUUCAUAAUCUGAUUUAAAUAACACACAUCUGUAUAGCCUCAACUUUGAUAUACAUAUUAAUUGAUGGGAGUUGUUGAAAGGAAGAAAAUGCCUCCUGCUUGCUUAAAUGAUUUUAAAGGCAACCUUAAAAGCAACAAUUUUCAUUCUCAUCCAGUAAUAAACUUUAGAAAUGUGCAUUUUAAUUAUCUUGAUUAGUCAUUUCCCUAUUCAGAAAUGUGAUCCACCAAAUUCGUGAGUCAGAUGUUGGAAUAACUUGAAAGCAUUUUUAUACAAUAUUAUUUAAGUCUUACUUGAGUGUGGCUCUAGUGUUGUAAUACGGCCAGCAAAAUAAAGAUUUCACAAAAAUGCAGGAAGGCAUACUGCUUGACUCAGAAUGCAUAGGAUUUGCACAUGAUGUUGAAAAGCCUUAGUAUAAUGCAGGUUAUGGAUUUGAUAACAAAUCUGAAACGGUUAAUGCCUUCUGAAACAAUAAUCAAGAGAUGUGCCUCUUGGAAUAAUAAACUAACCAGGUAGUAGUGCUGUGAAUCAAAUGCUACACUGUAGGUGUGACAGGACUGGCCAUGCUCAGAAACAAGAGUGGAAACAUCGAAUAGAUGUGAUUUGAUACUGUCAACGUUGUAUAGUAUGUGCUCAUGUGGUGUUGUUUUUAUUUCAUUUUUUUGUCUCGGUGGCUUCAACCUUAGUCAGGGACUAAAUUUCAUUCUAUAAACUGUAGCACAUGAAUAACCACUGGCUAAUGUUAAAAUACUGAAUUAUAGAUAAGCAUUAGUAUUAUUUUACAUUUCUUGUAAAUGGCACUGCAAAUAUGACUGUGGAUUUCAAAGACUGGUUAUAAUCAAUCAUACCGUAUGAAAGAGUCAUGCUUCGACUGUUAUUAACAACAAACAAAUGGCAGCUUUUGAUGAAAUGGCUGUCAUCAGAACAAUAUUCAAUUGCAGAACAAAUAUAAAGUGGCUGUGAUUUAGUAAAAUAUGUGCAGGUACUGAACAUGCUUUUAUUUGAAUACAAGCCUAAACUAGUAAUGCCACAGUGAAAGUAUUGUUGUCUGCUCUCUCUUAAUGAACCACUAUAGUCUGGCCUUCUAUUUGUGACAGUACAAGUUGCUCAGACUCUUAUCAACAUGUAAGUACAAAUAGUUUUUAUGUAAAAUUGUUUUGUAAAUUCAGCUGCCAAUGUAAAAAUAUUGUGAAUUGUAUUUUUUUGUAUCAUACAUCACUACUGUUUGUUUUUCUUUUUUGUAUUGUAUAUAAAAAGCACUUUAUUUUAAUUUUUCAAAUAAAGAUCAAAUGGAUACUU